UUUCAUUCCCACCUUCUUCCUUGCCCCCAGCGUCCAGCGACGGCGGCGGCGACGACGACUCAUCGCAGCGGGGGAGGACGGAUGGCCGCGUCGUGCGGCACUCCGAGUCCGGCUAAGCGGCCCCGUCACUCUGACGUCGCCUCCUCCGGCGGCGACUCUGAUUCUGACUCUGACGGGGACCUCGUCAGUGACCUCAGGGAGAUCGUGUGCCUGCUGCGGCUUAUCAAGGGUGGGGCCAACAAGGACGGGCAGAAGAUCUGUGAGCAGGUCAUUGCCAGUGUGGCAGCAGAUAUUCAGACUAUGCUAGAAGAAACCCAACUGAAAUUUGAGGAGGAAAGACAGAAUUCGUUAAAAGUACUGUCUAACACUUCCAAAGAGUGUGAGAGUUCACUGAACGAAGAGUACAGCAAGUUUCAGGAAACAUAUGAUACGUUCUGUAAAGAAAAGGAUGCUCACAUGCAGACUUUCAGAGACCUGUUGUCAAAAGUUGAAGUUGAAAAGAAGAAAUUGCUUGAGAAGUACGAACAUCAUAUGGAGGAGGAGACCAACACAUUAUCGGAACUUGACGAAACAAUCUCAGAGAAGGUAACACAUGCGGAACAUUCUGUCAGAAGGGUGAACCAGGAUGGCAAGUCAUUUAUCGUCUUUCGCAAGUCUACUGGCUUGUUUCUUGAUUGUGGAUCUGAUGAUGAUUUUGACCUUGAUGAGUGGCGCUGCUAAUAAUAAUUCAUAUAACAGAUAAAUGGAAGCCCUUAGUUCUUUCUUGGCCUUUCCUCUUUUUUUUCCCCUUACCUGGCGGACUUUAGUAGCAUACAAUUUUAUUGUUACUAUAGUCUAGUAGCGCAUUGUAUUAGCCUUCUUCCAGAUUAGUUUGUUCGCAAUCCUGAAUUUGGUAUCGAGCUGGCUGGAUACGUACAGAUGUAUUCUGUUAUUUUUCCACUUUGAAAGCAGAUAUUCAAAAGGAUCAUCGAUCUGCAAUUAUUAUAGUUUGCUCAAGAAACUAUUAUUAUUCAAUGACAUCAUUGUAAGAAACAAAA
This is a messenger RNA of Zea mays, 1037 nucleotides long. Its product is annotated as Transmembrane and coiled-coil domain-containing protein 5B. The record is from RefSeq and is a predicted model, not a curated record. Lineage: Eukaryota; Viridiplantae; Streptophyta; Magnoliopsida; Poales; Poaceae. The transcript is spliced from 8 exons. Bases 82 to 720 code for a protein of 212 amino acids.